Molecule: messenger RNA, 2187 nt
Organism: Gastrolobium bilobum
Lineage: Eukaryota; Viridiplantae; Streptophyta; Magnoliopsida; Fabales; Fabaceae
Product: cationic amino acid transporter 1-like
Exons: 3
Coding region: 71-1879 (602 amino acids)
Biological process (GO): transmembrane transport; amino acid transport
Cellular component (GO): plasma membrane
Molecular function (GO): L-glutamate transmembrane transporter activity; L-lysine transmembrane transporter activity
Source: RefSeq, a predicted model, not a curated record
CCGCAUCCUUCAAUUUCCGUAAAUAGCGACAAAAAAAAGAACCUAAGAAACAGGGUGGGAAAUCUAAGGGAUGGGAGCGGACGACGUCGUCGACGGUGGAGUACGGAGAAGGGCAUGCACGUUCCACCCAAACGACUUCUUCCCUGAGGAGUCGUUUAAGAGUUGGGGAAAUUAUGGGAGAGCGUUUCUGGAAACACCGUUCAGGUUGAAGGAUCGGGUCUUGACCCGAUCCAAGGAUCAUACGGAGCUUGUUGAGAUGAAGGCUCGGAGUAGCCACGAGAUGAAGAAGACGCUCAAUUGGUGGGACCUUAUGUGGUUCGGAAUCGGCGCCGUCAUAGGCUCCGGGAUAUUCGUCCUCACCGGACUUGAGGCCCGCACGGUGGUGGGACCGGCGGUGGUAUUGUCAUACGUCAUCUCCGGCAUCUCUGCCCUGUUCUCUGUCUUUUGCUACACUGAGUUCGCAGUUGAAAUACCCGUUGCAGGCGGUUCAUUUGCUUACUUAAGAGUGGAGUUGGGAGACUUUGUGGCCUUCAUAGCUGCCGGAAACAUCCUCCUUGAGUAUGUAAUAGGCGGCGCCGCCGUAGCUCGGUCAUGGACCUCUUAUUUUGCCACCCUAUGCAACAAAAACCCCGAUGACUUUCGAAUAAUAGUCCAUAAAAUGAGCUCCGACUAUAACCAUCUUGACCCUAUAGCCAUUGGAAUCCUCAUAGUGAUAACCAUCCUUGCAGUGUACAGCACCAAAGGCUCUUCCAGAUUCAAUUACAUUGCCUCAGUGUUCCACUUGGUUGUCAUUGUCUUCAUUAUAAUUGCUGGCCUCACCAAAGCCAAGACCGAAAACUACACUACAUUUGUUCCUUUCGGAGUUCGUGGUGUGUUCAAAGCUUCAGCUGUUCUUUUCUUUGCUUACGUAGGGUUUGAUGCAGUGUCAACUAUGGCUGAGGAGACUAAGAACCCUGCAAGGGACAUUCCUAUUGGUCUUGUUGGUUCAAUGGUGAUUACCACGUUGGCUUAUUGCUUACUAGCAGUGACACUAUGCCUUAUGCAGAACUACAAAGAUAUUGAUGAAAAUGCACCCUUUUCGGUUGCGUUUGGUGCUGUAGGAUGGAAUUGGGCUAAGUACAUUGUAGCAUUGGGAGCGUUGAAGGGAAUGACAACAGUGUUGUUGGUGAGUGCAGUGGGUCAAGCUCGUUAUCUAACUCACAUUGCACGUACACACAUGAUGCCUCCUUGGUUUGCUCUUGUUGAUGAAAGGACUGGGACACCUGUCAAUGCUACAAUAGCAAUGCUUGUAGCUACAUCUGUCAUUGCUUUCUUCACAGAUCUUAGUAUUCUCUCCAACCUCUUGUCAAUUUCCACUCUCUUUAUCUUUAUGCUUGUGGCAGUAGCGCUUCUUGUGCGCCGCUACUAUUCAAGUGGGGUAACUACAAAAGGGAAUCAAGUUAAGCUCAUUGUGUGCCUUGUUCUAAUUCUUGGCUCUUCAUGUGGCAUUUCUGCUUAUUGGGCUAGCAGUGAUGGUUGGAUUGGGUAUAUAAUAGCUGCACCGUUGUGGCUUUUAGGUACUGUAGGUCUUUGGCUUGGUGUUCCACAGGCAAAAAAGCCAAAACUUUGGGGGGUUCCUUUAGUUCCAUGGCUUCCUUCUUUAUCUAUUGCUAUUAACAUAUUCCUUCUUGGGUCUAUUGAUAAAAAAUCAUUUAUCAGGUUUGGGGUAUGGUCAGGGUUUCUUUUGGUAUACUAUAUUUUCUUGGGGUUACAUGCUUCCUAUGACACAGCAAAAGAGUUUGAGAACAAAAAUUGUACCGAGGAGGUUGACAAGCAGUUGUACAAGGUGGAAGACGGAGGAGAAGUGCAAGUGUCUACUACACCAGUAGUUUACAAGUGACAGGUAAAAGGUUAGCAUAUAGCUGCCUAUUAGGCUUCUACAAAUAAUUUUCUUUCUGCGUGUUUGUGGAUGUGUAUAUGAAUUUGUGGGAAAUAUUUUUAGUACAACCGUGGUAUGUAGGACCGGUUAAUAGGAGUGCGUCGUAUCAAUUAAAAUAGUUUUAACUAUGUAUUCCCAGAAAAUACAUAGUGUAAAUACCACCACUGCACCCGGUGAUCAGUACGAUGGUGGUACCGAAAAUGCUAUCGAAAUUUGUGAUGCUAAAUUAUUUGUGUAUGUGGCAAAUGUAGCUUUAGCUCAACUGGAAC